CAAAGUCCAUAGAGACCCACUUUCACAUCACCAAAAUCCAAACACAAAAGAGUUCUUGUGUGUUUUCUCAAAACGUGCACGUGAAACCCCAAUAAUUCCUCAUGCACAAGUGGGGUAUAGAAGACAGCACUUCUUCUUUUGUUCUCAUGCCAAAUUCCACCACUCAAGAAUCUCCUCCAUUACCCUUACCUUCCACAUUCCUCUCAAUGUUUCUUCUUUCUUACUUCCCUUGAAUUUCUUUUCUCUUUUUCCAAAUUGAUAUGCCAAUGGCCAUAGCUAUGUUGCCAUUAUUUCUUUCUCUUGUUUCAUUUUACUUCAUCAUUGCAAAUGGGGGUUGUUCAUUUCAAGAGAAGAAGAUUUUCAAAGUGCAAAUGUUGCAGAGGAAACAAUUAUUUGGUAACCAAGGUUGCAUCCUCCCAGAAUCAAGAAAGGAGAAAGGUGCUAUUAUCCUUGAAAUGAAGGAUAGAGGUUAUUGCACAAAGAAGAAAAUUAAUUGGAACAUGAAGCUUAAGAAAGAGUUAAUGUUAGAUAAUCUUCGUGUUCGUUCGAUGCUAAACAGGAUUCGAAUAAAGCUCUCUAGCCAUAGCUUAGAACAACCAUCACAAAUCCAAAUUCCAUUAUCUUCUGGUAUAAAUUUGCAAACUUUAAACUACAUUGUGACAGUGGGAUUAGGUAGUCAGAACAUGACAGUGAUAAUUGAUACUGGAAGUGACUUAACAUGGGUCCAAUGUGAUCCUUGUAUGUCAUGUUAUAAUCAACAAGGACCUGUAUUCAACCCUUCAAACUCCAUUUCCUAUAAAUCAAUCCUAUGCAAUUCAUCAACAUGUCAAUCUCUUCAACUAACAACAGGAAACACAGGUUCAUGUGAAUUUAAUCCAUCAAGUUGUAACUAUGUUGUUAACUAUGGUGAUGGAUCGUAUACCGAUGGCGAGCUAGGUGUUGAACACCUUACUUUUGGAAACAUUUCAAUGAGUGAUUUUGUGUUUGGUUGUGGUAGGAACAAUAAAGGUUUAUUUGGUGGAGUUUCUGGUCUAAUGGGCUUAGGAAGAAGUAACCUUUCAUUGAUAUCUCAAACAAUUACUUCAUUUGGAGGUGUUUUCUCUUAUUGUUUACCAACAACAGAAAAUGGAGCUUCUGGGUCAUUAGUUAUAGGUAAUGACUCAUCAGUUUUCAAAAAUCUUACUCCAAUAGCUUACACCAGCAUGGUUUCAAAUCCACAGCUAUCCAACUUUUAUAUAAUGAAUCUAACUAGCAUAGAUGUUGGUGGUGUGGCUUUGGAAAGUACGAGUGUCGGCAACGGAGGAGUUCUGAUUGAUUCCGGAACGGUGAUCACGAGACUAGCUCCAUCCGUCUACAAUGCUUUAAAGGCAGAAUUUUUGAAACAGUUUUCUGGUUUUCCUUCUGCACCAGGGUUAUCAAUUUUGGAUACAUGUUUUAAUCUAACUGGGAAUGAGGAAGUUAGCAUACCUACUAUAAGUAUGCAUUUUGAGGACAAUGUUGAGCUGAAUGUGGAUGCAGCUGGCAUAUUGUAUAUGACAAAAGAUGCUUCACAAGUUUGUUUGGCAUUUGCAAGUCUUUCUGAUGAAAAUGACAUGGCUAUCAUUGGGAAUUAUCAGCAAAGGAAUCAGAGGGUGAUUUAUGAUACCAAACAGAACAAAAUCGGAUUUGCAAGAGAGGAAUGCAGUUUCACUUGAGUAGGGAACUUAGCCACAAUUCAUCAAAGCAGAAUCAAGCAAAUAGUGUCUGCAAAAAACUUCUAGUUUUUUCUAUUCUGACCAUUUAUAUAUAUACUACACAUGCAGCUAUGUUUGCCUUGUAAGAAGGUACUAGCAUAAGAAUGUCAUUUGUGAAGUUUUUCUUAGGUAUAUUGUUCUAUUGGCUUAACUGUAUUUCGAUCUUCAUUAUGAUUAAUGAAUUAUUUGAAUAUCAUUGCAAUA
This is a messenger RNA of Cicer arietinum (chickpea), 1937 nucleotides long. Its product is annotated as aspartyl protease family protein At5g10770. Gene Ontology annotation, molecular function: aspartic-type endopeptidase activity. The record is from RefSeq and is a predicted model, not a curated record. Gene Ontology annotation, biological process: proteolysis. NCBI's taxonomy places the organism in Eukaryota, Viridiplantae, Streptophyta, Magnoliopsida, Fabales, Fabaceae.